Molecule: messenger RNA, 827 nt
Organism: Fragaria vesca subsp. vesca
Lineage: Eukaryota; Viridiplantae; Streptophyta; Magnoliopsida; Rosales; Rosaceae
Exons: 3
Coding region: 1-516 (171 amino acids)
Cellular component (GO): cytoplasm
Molecular function (GO): mRNA binding
Source: RefSeq, a predicted model, not a curated record
AUGAACAGGCCAGGAGAUUGGAACUGCAGGUCAUGCAACCAUCUCAAUUUCCAAAGGAGGGACUCAUGCCAGAGGUGUGGAGAGCCAAGGCCCGGCGAGAGAGGUGGUACUGACUUUGGAAGCAGCUUUGGUGGCGGAAGAGGUGGUGGUGUUGGUGGUUCGUUCGGGUUCACUACCGGCCCGGAUGUCAGGCCCGGUGACUGGUAUUGCAACGUUGGCAACUGUGGAGCUCAUAACUUCGCCAGCCGCUCCAGCUGCUUUAAGUGUGGUGCGUCCAAGGAUGAGUCCUCUAGUGGAGGUGGUGGCUUUGACGGUGACAUGCCUAGGUCACUUAGAGGCGGUUUUGGAUUUGGCGGCAGUGGUAGUGGCAGCAGCUCUGGCCGCUCUGGAUGGAAAUCCGGUGACUGGAUUUGCACAAGGUUAGGUUGCAAUGAGCACAACUUCGCAAGCAGGACAGAAUGUUUCAGAUGCAAUGCUCCAAGGGAAUCUAGUGCUGGCAGUGCUGCACUUUUCUGAAGGAACUGAGAAAAAGAACAUUCGCUAAUGACAAUGGCUACUCCUUUGGGGCCAGAGAGAGAUAGAGAGACAUCACCCUCUUGUCCCUCUACUAUUUUUAAUUAUUUUUUUUUUUUUCUUUACCUUUUCUAGUUUCUAGGUUUAUUAUCUUUGCUAGCAAGGGAGCUUAAAUUUGAAAUGUGGCUACUGAUGAUCACGAAGAACGUACUCAACAAAGCUUAAUCGUAUUAUAUAUGAACUAUAGCCUGGCAUGUAGCUUUGUAUGUACGUACGUCGUACUAUUAAUCAUAAUUAAUCUCAGUGUUUUGUUU